AUGAGUAAGUUUGAGGAAAACAACCUCAAUCAAUUUAUGUUUAGAAUUACCACCAGGAAUAAUGAAGGAGGAUUGGUCAUAAUGAAGAAAACUUCUGGUGACGAGUCUCAUACCUUUAAGAAACCAUCGUUACCCAAGGUUUCUCUGCUCGGUCUUGACAGACUAGCGAAGGAAAAACGGAAAGCUGUAGAAGGGGAAGAAACAAUAAAGAAAAAGUCAAAAGUCUCAUCAUACAAGGAUGAUGUGGACGAUGAAAGUGAGAGUGACGAGGAAGAAAUAGAUGAGAACAGAGAUAAACAUAGAAAGGAAAGAAAAGAGAGGAAUUACAGACAGAGUCGAAUUGAGACACCUUCACAUCCUGGGGGCAUUAGUCGAGAAGCCCGAGACAGACAAAAAGAGAAAAAACAGAGGGACAGAGACAGAGGUGUGCAUGCUUCCUCUAAAGACAAACACAGAGAUGAAAGAAGGGAGCGAGACAGGAACUACUCGCGUGAUAGGGACAGACACAGAGAUGACCGAGACAGACGUCGUGAUAGGGAGCGUCAUCAUGGUGACAGAAGCAGUAGAAGUCAGCGAAGUGACAGGAGUGAUAGAAGUUCCAGGGAGUGGGAGGAGACUCCAAAGAGAUUCAGGGACAGCCCUGCCACCCCUAAUAUCAGGGUCAAAGAUACACCUUCUCGUACUAGUUGGGAAGAGGAUGAAGAUGAUUCUACUCCGCUGAAACGAUCCAGCUGGGAUUUACCCACUCCAAUUAGCCGGGACUCAGAGGACAGAAGUGAAAGAAGCUUUUCAUCUUCCCAGCGCUACAGUAAAGACCGCAGAAAAAAGUCUGAUGAAACUCCAUUGCCAACACCUACAUACAAAUACAAUUCUUGGAUGAAAGACAAAAAGAAAAUACCUUACACACCUCGAACUGAUGAGAAAGGUAAAGUGGAUUUAGAGAAUAUGACAGAGGAAGAGCGUGAGAAUUGGGAGGAGGAGCAGAAACGACUUGACCGGGAGUGGUACGGACUGGACGAGGGGUAUGAUGAUGACCACAACCCAUUCUCUGGGAUGUCCUCAGAAUACACUAAAAGAAAAGAGGAAGAGGUAGAGAAGAAGAAGAAAAAGAAGAUGACAGCUAGACAGGCACAGCAUCAGAGGGACAAUGAACUAUGGGAGACCAACAGAAUGAUGAGGAGUGGUGUGGUGGUCAGGACGAAUUACGAUGAGGAUUUCGAGGAGGAUAAUGAGGCCAGAGUUCACUUACUGGUUCACAACAUUGUACCACCAUUUCUGGACGGCAGGAUCACGUUCACAAAGCAGCCGGAGCCAGUCAUUCCAGUCAAGGAUCCAACCUCAGAUAUGGCUCAAGUGGCCAGGAAAGGUUGUGCUGUGGUUAGGAUACACAGAGAUCAGAAAGAAAAACGAAAAGCUCAGAAAAAAGAAUGGGAAUUGGCAGGAACUAAAAUUGGUGAAAUCAUGGGGGUCAAAAAAGAGGAGGAAAAGGAUGACAAGACUUUGGAGAAUGGAGACCUAGAUUACAAGGCAGACCACAAAUUUGCUGAUCUGCUGAAAGAGAAAACAGAGGCAGUUAGUGACUUUGCCAAAAGAAAAACCAUAGCAGACCAGAGGAGAUACUUACCUAUUUAUGCGGUCAGAAAUGAGCUUCUGAAUGUCAUCAGAGACAACAAUGUGGUUAUUAUAGUGGGAGAAACGGGAUCAGGAAAGACAACCCAGCUUACACAGUAUCUACAUGAGGAUGGCUACACUAAGUACGGUAUGGUCGGAUGUACACAGCCCAGAAGAGUGGCAGCAAUGUCGGUGGCAAAGCGAGUCUCGGAGGAAAUGGAGGUGGAGCUGGGACAGGAAGUAGGGUAUGCCAUACGAUUCGAGGACUGUACAUCAGAGAAAACCAUGAUUAAGUACAUGACAGAUGGUAUCCUGCUGAGGGAGUCGCUGAGAGAGUCAGAUCUAGACAACUACAGCGCUGUCAUCAUGGACGAAGCUCACGAGCGAUCACUCAACACAGACGUCUUGUUUGGACUCCUCAGAGAUGUUGUUGCCAGGCGUCAUGAUUUGAAAUUAAUAGUGACAUCAGCUACAAUGAAUGCAGAUAAAUUUGCCAACUUCUUUGGCAAUGUGCCAACUUUUACCAUUCCUGGACGAACAUUUCCUGUGGAGAUUUUUUUCAGUAAGAAUGUUGUGGAGGACUAUGUAGACUCGGCUGUGAAGCAGUCAAUGCAGAUCCAUCUAACAGGAAUGAAAGGAGACAUAUUGGUUUUCAUGCCUGGACAAGAGGACAUUGAAGUUACUUGUGAACUCUUAGCAGAGCGACUUGGAGAAUUAGAUGAGGCCCCUCCAUUAGCUAUCCUCCCCAUCUACUCCCAGCUUCCCAGUGACCUCCAGGCCAAGAUUUUUGAGAAAGCCCCCGAUGGUGUCAGGAAGUGUAUUGUGGCCACAAACAUAGCUGAGACCUCGCUCACAGUGGAUGGGAUAAUGUUUGUGGUAGAUGCUGGGUACUGUAAACUUAAGGUGUUUAACCCUAAGAUUGGUAUGGAUGCUCUACAGAUUUUCCCUAUUAGUCAGGCCAAUGCUAACCAGCGUUCUGGCAGGGCUGGGAGAACAGGACCAGGGCACUGCUAUCGUCUGUACACACAGAGGCAGUAUAAAGAUGAGUUACUGACUAACACUGUCCCCGAGAUACAGAGGACUAACCUGGCUAACGUCGUCCUGUUACUGAAAUCUCUGGGGGUCCAGGAUCUGCUGCAGUUCCAUUUCAUGGACCCACCACCACAGGACAAUAUUCUAAACUCCAUGUAUCAGCUGUGGAUAACUGGUGCCCUAGACAAUACUGGUUCCCUGACUCCCCUGGGGAGACAAAUGGUGGAAUUCCCCCUAGACCCUUCACUGUCCAAAAUGUUGAUUGUUUCUCUGGAUAUGGGCUGCAGUGCAGAAAUUCUGAUAAUUGUGUCCAUGUUGUCAGUGCCUGCCAUUUUUUACCGACCAAAGGGGCGUGAGGAAGACUCAGAUAAUGCCAGGGAGAAAUUCCAGGUGCCUGAGAGUGACCAUCUGACCAUCUUAAACGUCUAUCAACAGUGGAAAAGAAAUGGGUACUCGGCCACUUGGUGCAAUGAGCACUUUAUUCACAUCAAGGCGAUGAGAAAGGUAAGAGAAGUGAGACAACAACUAAAGGAAAUAAUGGAUCAACAGAAAAUGGAGCUAGUCUCAUGUGGAAACGAGUGGGAUGUCAUCCGCAAGUGUAUAUGUUCCGCAUAUUUCCAUCAAGCUGCUCGACUCAAGGGGAUAGGGGAGUACGUUAAUGUGCGUACUGGAAUGCCUUGUCAUCUUCAUCCCACCAGCUCGCUGUACGGCAUGGGAUAUAACCCCGACUAUAUCGUGUACCAUGAACUAAUCAUGACUGUCAAGGAGUACAUGCAGUGUGUGACAGCUGUAGAUGGACAUUGGUUAGCAGAGCUCGGUCCUAUGUUCUACUCCAUUAAGGACUCGACCAAGUCUCGUCAGGAGAGAAAGAAGAUUGCAGAACAAGAAAUGAGUGCCAUGGAGGAUGAAAUGAAGAGAGCGACAGAUCUGAUAAAGGCACGGAAAGAGGAGCAAGAGAAGAAAGAUGCAGCAUACGUCAAAAGAAGAGAAAUAGCUACCCCCGGUAGAAGCGAGCCAAGCACCCCAAGGAGAACUCCAGCCAAGUUUGGAAUAUAGGGCACAUGAGGCUGGAAUAUACAUGUAGGUCUCAAGGGACUGGAACAUAGGGCAAAAAGGGUCAUUCUGACAGCUGCUAUAUCAAAAAUGAAGCCUCCUUGAUUCAGCUGUGAAAUUUAUUGGAAUAUAUCACCUGGCAGCAGGCUUCCAUCUGAUAAUACAGGAAAAACAACUCAGUACAAAUUGUGAUCUGGAAUCGAAAGAUUGAGCUUGCCUUGCAGAUAAAAUAAAAAAAAAUGGAACAUUCAGCUUUAUUAUAGCAUGUUGCACAUGUUCAUUGAACAUUACCAUUUACAGUUUUGCAUCUCAUUCUCAUGUGAUAUUGACCAAGUCUGUCAAUAAAUAUUUUAUAAAUGUA
Messenger RNA from Saccostrea cuccullata (small rock oyster), 4057 nucleotides. Its product is annotated as pre-mRNA-splicing factor ATP-dependent RNA helicase PRP16-like. The record is from RefSeq and is a predicted model, not a curated record. The coding region runs from base 1 to 3699 and encodes 1232 amino acids. Gene Ontology annotation, cellular component: spliceosomal complex; intracellular anatomical structure. Gene Ontology annotation, biological process: mRNA splicing, via spliceosome. NCBI's taxonomy places the organism in Eukaryota, Metazoa, Mollusca, Bivalvia, Ostreida, Ostreidae. Gene Ontology annotation, molecular function: RNA binding; ATP binding; 3'-5' RNA helicase activity. The transcript has 26 exons.